UGAACUGAGCUGAACUGAAUGAACUAGGCUACGCCGAGUAAAGCUGGACUGAACUGAGCUGUGCCAAGCUGAGCUGAGCUGAACUGAGCCAAGUUGCGGGGGCAGCAGGAAGAAGAAGAAGAUCUCACCAUAUCAAGGACUCAAGCAAAACAACAACCUGCCGCAACCUGGCCACACACUAACAAAAAGUUGUUCUGACUUUUACAGUCACCCUAGACUUUUGUGAAGGGGGCUGAUGGAAACUCAUCACUCCACACUGCCUGGUAAGAGAGAAGAUACUCAAGCAAGGGGCUACGUUUUGAUUUCUCAAGUUUUACUCUCUCCUUGAUGGUCUUGCCUCCUGUCUUCUUGAACAGACUGUCCAAGUUCUAAAGUCAGCCCAGCAAGAACAGUAAUUCUCAUCCUUUCAAGUGAUAAAAUCCUUUCCAUGUUGUCCAGAACUGUGAUGAAAAUAGAAGCCCUUCUUGCCAAGGACUGAACUUGUCUGUCAGGAGAAUACCAUUUACAGGACUUGUCAUGUCUCCCUUUCUGCGUAUUGGUUUAUCCAACUAUGACAGUGGCCCUUACCUGCCAUCCCAGGGGGAGGUGAUUAACCCUUACUGUGCUGUGAUGGUUAAAGAAGCUGUGGAGUCAGAAAGUGGCCAAGUGUAUGUGCAGAAGAAGCCUACCAUGUACCCACCCUGGAACAGUACUUUCGAUGCCCAUAUCAACAACGGCAGGGUCAUGCACAUCGUCGUCAAGGACAAAAGUGCUGAAAUGGUUUCAGAGACCACGGUGGAACUCAAGGUGCUGGCAGAGAGGUGCAAAAAGAGCAAUGGCAAGACAGAGAUAUGGCUAGAACUGAAACCUCAAGGGCGAAUGCUGAUGAAUGCAAGAUACUUCCUGGAAAUAAGCGAUGCAAAGGACCUGGCUGACUGUGAGACCGAAGGCUUUUUCUCCUUGCACCAGCGCAGGGGAGCCAUCAAACAGGCCAAAAUCCAUAAUGUCAAGUGUCACGAGUUCACAGCCACCUUCUUUCCACAACCCACCUUCUGCUCUGUCUGUCAUGAGUUUGUAUGGGGUCUGAAUAAACAAGGCUAUCAAUGCAGACAAUGUAACGCUGCCAUUCAUAAGAAGUGCAUUGAUAAAGUAAUAGCCAAGUGUACAGGAUCAGCAAUCAAUAGCAGAGAAACAAUGUUCCAUAAAGAAAGGUUCAAGAUAGACAUGCCUCACCGCUUCAAAGUCUACAACUACAAGAGCCCAACUUUCUGUGAGCACUGCGGCACGCUCCUCUGGGGCCUUGCGCGGCAAGGAUUGAAAUGUGAUGCAUGUGGCAUGAACGUCCAUCACAAGUGCCAGACAAAAGUAGCAAACCUUUGUGGUGUUAACCAGAAACUAAUGGCCGAAGCUCUGGCAAUGAUAGAGAGCACCCAGCAGGCUCGCUCUCAGCGUGACACUGAACAGAUCUCCAGGGAUGGACCUCUUGAAAUUGGCUUCCCAGUUCCUGUGAAGGAGGUGACACCACUUCAGGCACUGCCAGCAUCCACAACAGGAAAAAAAGAACCGCAGGGCAUCUCUUGGGAGACUCCAGUGGAAGACACAAUGAAGGGGGAGUCUCUGAUAGAGUCAGACUUGGGAGGAGAACAGCCCCAGGAGCAGCAGGAGCACCAAAUGCAGCUAAAACUAACCAUCGAAGAUUUUGUUCUGCACAAGAUGCUGGGGAAGGGCAGUUUUGGGAAGGUAUUCCUCGCUGAGCUGAAAAGCACAGACCAGUAUUUUGCUGUAAAAGCCCUGAAGAAGGAUGUGGUGCUAAUGGAUGAUGAUGUUGAAUGUACGAUGGUGGAGAAGAGAGUCCUCUCCUUAGCUUGGGAGCACCCGUUCCUGACUCAUGUGUUCUGUACGUUCCAGACCAAGGAAAACCUCUUUUUUGUGAUGGAAUACCUCAAUGGAGGAGACCUCAUGUUCCAUAUCCAGAGUUGUCAUAAGUUCGACCUUCCCAGAGCAACGUUUUAUGCUGCUGAAAUCAUAUGUGGGCUCCAAUUCCUCCAUUCCAAGGGGAUAAUAUACAGAGAUUUGAAGCUAGACAAUGUCCUCUUAGACAAUGAGGGGCACAUCAAAAUUGCUGACUUUGGGAUGUGCAAGGAGAACAUGUUCGGAGAUGCGAAGACAAGUACUUUCUGUGGGACUCCUGACUAUAUCGCUCCUGAGAUAUUGCUGGGGCAGAAGUACAACACCUCCGUUGACUGGUGGUCUUUUGGUGUCCUCUUGUACGAGAUGCUUAUUGGCCAAUCUCCUUUUCACGGCCAAGAUGAAGAGGAGCUUUUCCAGUCUAUCCGUAUGGAUAACCCAUUUUACCCUCGCUGGCUUGACAAGGAUGCGAAGGACAUUUUGGUGAAGCUUUUUGUGAGAGAACCUGAAAGGAGACUGGGAGCAAGAGGGAACAUACGCCAACAUGCCUUUUUCCGAGAAAUAAACUGGGAGGCUUUAGAAGAAAGAAGGAUGGAGCCUCCUUUCAAACCAAGAGUGAAAUCUCCAAGUGACUGCAGCAACUUCGACAAGGAAUUUCUCAAUGAAAAACCUAGACUGUCGUGUGCCGACAGAGCACUGAUUAACAGCAUGGACCAAAAUAUGUUCAGCAACUUUUCUUUUGUGAACCCUAAAAUGGAGAAAAUAUUUUCCUGAGAUCUACCUUACCGAGGGAAUUCUCAGUAGUGGUUUGAGUAACACUUUGUCAACUGAAGACUGUAUCGUGGUUAAUUUUAUCAAGAACCCGACAGAAAAAUGCCACGAUUAAACAUUUUACCAUGCCUGGAGCUUAUUCCAGUCUGUGGCAGAUGCCAGCCACUCAUUCAUUAAUGAUGAAGAUUCUUCAUGGUAUCUUUUAGUCUGUCUUCUCCCUUUUCACAAUGUUCUCGAAGUUGAGAGCAUCUGAAAAUGAGGAGGUGCCAAAACCUGUUCUCCACUACUUGUACACACAGCCAAUGGGUUUCUCUGUAAGACAAAACAAAUAUAUUUAAUCUUCUGGUUAUGUCAGUGCCCAUUUCUGCAAUUCUCACCUUGGCCCUUCUUCACCAUCCUAAUGACAGACAAGUGGUUUGCUCAAGGCUUGAGGGCCUCUGGGAACACUUCAGGCUGGGUGCUUUGGUAACUUCCACUUGUACAUGUGCAGACUUCUGCAUAGGUGCAAUUUUACUCUCUACACGUCUUAAAAGUAAUAUUCACAGGUGUUAGGAUUUGAUAUCGCUCCACUGGGACAGAGACUUUGCAGGUGCUCAUUCCAGCAUCCAUACAUCUCACUCAGAGGCCCUGGAUCUAAGGACUCAACCCCAAAGGAGAAUUGUCGCCAUGUCCAGCAGGAAACCUUGAAAACCCCUGUUCUAAAGCUUUAACUGUCCUCACGCCACCAGGCUCAGUGAAAAAUCUGGACUAGGCUUUCUGGAGUUUUAUCCUAAAACUGCAUGAAAAAGGUGGAAGACGUUUCCUCAAACCAUUAUUUAAGCAUUGUAAAACUGGCCUUCCAGUCACAGCAUUGGCACAUUUUACUUGGAAGUUAGUAAUUGGUCCUUGCAAAUGCUGAUAGGCUUUGUAUUGCUCUAAAUGAUGUCCCAGCUCUUUGGCAUGCAUCACAGUCGUAGGUCAACAAGUUAUAUCCGGCAGUCACAGGCAGGACAGCAUGUCAGGUGAAGGUGGUCCUCUCCUUCACCUCAUGACAUUUUGCUAUGUGUUCUGUCCCUUUGCAGGGGACAGAACAUUUCUGUGGAAAUGUGGAUGGGUUAAAAAAAAACUUUUCUGUGAUCCUUUCAUCAUGGCAUCCUUUUAAGUAAAGGUGCUCUGUUUUCUGAGGUUGGAGAGAUGAACCAACCAGUGACUCCUUGUCAAUGAGACAUUGGUUAAACGCCAGGUCAAAAUUAAGUCAAAGCCCAAACAGGUGAUUCUGUAAUAUCCUAGUCCUGGAUAAUCACCCCAGCUGGUGUUAGACCUAAUUGAAGUGUAUGCAUUUGGAGCUUCAUUGCAGAAAAAAACCCAGUCCAUGGAGAAGAGGAGCUCUAGAAGGUGAGUUGUCACACAAUCAGAUUCCAUUCAAAGGUACCUUUCUGGCUCUGCUGGACUGUCAACUUGGAUCUCCCAAGAGUGAACACAGCCUCGCAGGUAGUGCUGGGAUACCACUGGCAGUGGUUGCAGGCACCAGAUCCUGGAAGACCAAGAGCAGAGGUGCCUAAGACCAACAGUAAAAGCAGAGCACCCUGGAAAAGGUUUCAGUCCAGUGACUCUCAUAAAAUCCUUGGUUGUGCUGUAUGAAACACAGGGGGCAUCUGUGCUCGUAGUUUGUGCAGCUGGUCAUUGUGUUUAAUUAGAACAGCUAACAUGAAUUUUUUAAAUGCCAGUGCUGUUUGUACAGUUAAAUAAAAUGUU
Molecule: messenger RNA, 4392 nt
Organism: Cuculus canorus (common cuckoo)
Lineage: Eukaryota; Metazoa; Chordata; Aves; Cuculiformes; Cuculidae
Gene: PRKCQ
Product: protein kinase C theta
Exons: 19
Coding region: 517-2661 (714 amino acids)
Biological process (GO): protein phosphorylation
Molecular function (GO): diacylglycerol-dependent serine/threonine kinase activity; ATP binding
Source: RefSeq, a predicted model, not a curated record